This is a messenger RNA of Helianthus annuus (common sunflower), 1705 nucleotides long. RefSeq names its product acyl-coenzyme A thioesterase 9, mitochondrial. NCBI's taxonomy places the organism in Eukaryota, Viridiplantae, Streptophyta, Magnoliopsida, Asterales, Asteraceae. The record is from RefSeq and is a predicted model, not a curated record. Gene Ontology annotation, biological process: acyl-CoA metabolic process. The transcript has 6 exons. Bases 191 to 1504 code for a protein of 437 amino acids. Gene Ontology annotation, molecular function: fatty acyl-CoA hydrolase activity.
UAAUUCACAUCCCAAUUUCCCAAAACUGGGUUCAGAGUUUCAGAGAGCCAUGAAACCAUAAUCAAACCACAUCACUCCCAAUUCUUCACCAAUCAAUCCCCAAUUCAAUUCCCACAAAACCCAUAUCCAUUUCUACCCAAAUCAACAAUCUUUAUCCCCAAUUUCUCCAAACCCUAACACCCCAACCAAAAUGGAAUUCAACACAAUCAAAAUCAAAUCAACAUUCACCUCACCAUUUGAGAGUUCACCAAGGGCAGAUGAUGAUAACAACUCACCAUUCAGAAAACCACUUAGUUUGUGGCCAGGUAUGUACCAUUCACCUGUAACAGCAGCUUUAUGGGAAACUAGGUCAAAAAUCUUUGAAAGACUUCUUGACCCACCAAAAGAUGCACCCCCACAAAGUGAAUUGCUCACUAAAACACCUUCUCAAAGCAGGACUACCAUUCUUUAUAACUUUUCUACUGAUUAUAUAUUGAGAGAACAGUAUAGGGACCCUUGGAAUGAGGUUAGGAUUGGGAAGUUGCUUGAGGAUCUUGAUGCUUUAGCUGGUACCAUUUCUGUUAAGCAUUGCUCUGAUGAUGAUAGUAUGACGAGGCCCCUAUUGUUGGUUACUGCAUCUGUUGACAAAAUGGUCCUCAAGAAAACGAUUAGCGUUGAUUGUGAUUUGAAAAUGGCUGGUGCCGUUAUAUGGGUCGGACGGUCCUCCAUCGAAGUUCAACUUGAAGUCACACAGUUGACAAACGGUAGCUCUGACAUUAUAGAAACAGUAGCUCUAACAGCUAACUUCAUAUUCGUGGCGCGUGAUUCAAAAACCGGGAAAGCAGCCCCCGUGAACCGACUUUCACCAGAAACCGAUACGGAAAAACUAUUUUACGAAGAAGCGGACGGUAGAAACAAAUUAAGAAGAUUAAAGAAAAUGGAAACAAAAGGGAUCGAAGAGAAAGGAGAAAAAAACCGACUCGAUUCAUUAUUAGCUGAAGGGCGUAUAUUUUGUGAUAUGCCGGCAUUAGCGAAUAGAGAUAGCAUUCUUCUUAGAGAUACCCGGCUCGAAAACUCGUUGAUUUGUCAGCCGCAACAACGGAAUAUUCACGGCCGUAUUUUUGGAGGGUUUUUGAUGCAUCGAGCGUUUGAGUUGGCGUUUUCGACUGCUUAUACUUUUGCUGGAUUAAUGCCGUAUUUUCUUGAAGUUGACCAUGUUGACUUUCUAAGACCCGUGGAUGUUGGUGAUUUCUUACGUUUCAAGUCAUGUGUCCUAUAUACGGAAUUUGAACAUGCGGAACAACCUUUGAUUAACGUUGAAGUUGUUGCACACGUUACAAGGCCCGAACUGAGGUCUAGUGAGGUUUCAAACACGUUCUACUUCACGUUUACUGUCCGUCCUGAGGCAAAAGCCCAUAAUAACGGGUUUAGGAUUCGUAAAGUGGUCCCCGCCACAGAAGAGGAAGCACGCACAAUGUUAGAACGUAUGGAUGCUGAUUCGUUGCUGUCAAAGGAAUGUGUUUAAAUUUCAAACCACCUUAAAAACAUCUAAUAAUGAUAAUAAUCAAGGUUAAGAGGAUAGUAUCUUAAUUUAAACCGAGAAAUGAACUUGUUUCUGGUGUUUGUUGGCUCGGUCCCGAGAACUGUAGUAGGAAAUAAUGUACCAGCUGGCUACCAGUGUUUCGUUUAUUGUCGGUUUAUUUAUUGUUUAAUUUAGUUAAUCACA